Capsicum annuum is the source of this 1005-nucleotide messenger RNA. Its product is annotated as cinnamoyl-CoA reductase 1-like. Bases 1 to 1005 code for a protein of 334 amino acids. Gene Ontology annotation, molecular function: oxidoreductase activity, acting on the CH-OH group of donors, NAD or NADP as acceptor. The transcript has 5 exons. Lineage: Eukaryota; Viridiplantae; Streptophyta; Magnoliopsida; Solanales; Solanaceae. The record is from RefSeq and is marked provisional.
AUGCCAUCGGAAUCCGGCAAAGUCGUCUGUGUCACCGGCGCCGGAGGUUUCAUUGCUUCUUGGCUUGUUAAAAUCCUCCUACAAAAAGGCUACACUGUUAGAGGAACCGUUAGAAAUCCUGAUGAUCCCAAAAAUAGUCACUUGAGAGAACUUGAAGGUGCAAAAGAGAGACUGACACUGUGUAGAGCUGAUCUUCUGGACUACCAAAGUUUGAGAGAAGCAAUCUAUGGCUGUGAUGGAGUCUUCCACACUGCUUCUCCUGUCACUGAUGAUCCAGAACAAAUGGUGGAGCCAGCAGUAAUUGGGACUAAGAAUGUGAUAACAGCAGCUGCAGAAGCCAAAGUUGGAAGGGUUGUGUUUACUUCGUCAAUUGGUGCGGUCUACAUGGACCCCGAUAGGGCCACCGAGAAAGUUGUGGACGAGACUUGCUGGAGUGAUCUCGACUUCUGCAAGAAUACUAAGAAUUGGUACUGCUAUGGGAAAAUGGUGGCGGAGAAAACGGCGUGGGAUGAGGCAAGGGAAAAAGGAGUGGAUUUGGUCGUGAUCAACCCAGUGUUGGUGCUUGGACCACUGCUCCAGCCAACAGUGAAUGCAAGUGUUCUUCACAUACUAAAGUACCUAACUGGCUCUGCCAAAACAUAUGCCAAUUCAGUUCAGGCAUAUGUUCAUGUUAAGGAUGUUGCACUUGCCCACAUACUUGUCUACGAGACUCGUUCUGCAUCUGGCCGCUAUAUCUGUGCUGAGAGCGUGCUUCAUCGCGGCGACGUGGUCGAAAUCCUUGCCAAGUUCUUCCCGGAGUAUCCCAUCCCCACCAAGUGCUCAGACGAGACGAGGCCUAGGGCAAAACCGUACAAAUUCUCGAACCAAAAGCUGAAGGACUUGGGCUUGGAGUUUACGCCUGUGAAACAAUGCUUAUAUGAGACAGUGAAGAGUCUGCAGGAGAAGGGUCACCUUCCACUUCCUACUCAAAAUGACGAAUCUAUUCGAGUGAUUAGUAGUAAUUAA